Messenger RNA from Psylliodes chrysocephalus, 348 nucleotides. The record is from the annotation of a GenBank genome assembly. NCBI's taxonomy places the organism in Eukaryota, Metazoa, Arthropoda, Insecta, Coleoptera, Chrysomelidae.
AUGAUGGCUAGUGAUAUCAAAAAAACCUUGACUGAUACAUUAGCUGGUUUUCAAGCAUUUUCGAUUGCUUUGGAUAAGAGUACAGAUUUAUCUGACACAGCCGAGUUAGCUAUUUUUAUACGAGGCGUUUAUGAAGAAGCUGCAGUGAAAGAGGAAUUACUGGCUUUACGGCCGCUUCAAGAGGCCACUACUGGAAAAGAUAUUUUUGCCGAGGUGCAAAGUACUUUUGAGCAAUAUAGUUUGCAGUGGUGUAAAUUAGUUGGAGUGUGCACGGAUGGUGCGCCUUCAAUGGUCGGUUCACGAAAAGGUUUUAUCGGAAUUCUGAAGGAAAUAAUAACACCGCUAUGA